This is a messenger RNA of Cercopithifilaria johnstoni, 1725 nucleotides long. NCBI's taxonomy places the organism in Eukaryota, Metazoa, Nematoda, Chromadorea, Rhabditida, Onchocercidae. The record is from the annotation of a GenBank genome assembly.
AUGGUGGCAACGAAAGUACCGCAUUCCGGUGGACUUGUGGUACUUUCACCGCUUGUACAAGGUCCAGAACAUAAUGUGGUGCUUAUUUCACGGAACGUCGAUGUUGAAAACAAUCGAAUACUGCAUGUUGCAGGUGGAGAACACACUGGCAUUGUUAUCAAUAGGCUUACCGAUGGAAAACCAAACUUAAAAUGUGAUGUAGCGCUCAAUUUUUCUGUAUGGCUGCGAGAUGGAGAUAUGAAGAAACAGGAAAACCGCUGCUUUCGUUUCCGAUUCUUCGAAGAUACCGAAAGUGCUGACAAGCAUGCUAUAGCUCAGCAGUUCUUCCGGGAUCUUGUUGCUAUUUUUCCAAGAGAUUAUGUGACAUUUCUGAAACGAAUUUUGAAGCUUAUGCAAAACGAUUACGGUGCAUUGCGAGAGAUCGAAAUUGAUAUGCAAUUUGCGAAAGAAAAUGAAACAUAUCAGAUGCCUGAUCCUAAGCAGUAUGAUUCUGGUUCGGAAGUUGAGAACGUUACCAUAGCUCACGUACAAGAAGUUCUGGAACAUGCAUAUCCAAAUGGCUUAUCUGUGGAUAUUAUUGCGGAAUCUCUGCGUUGCACGGACAAGGAAGUUAAUGAAUUUCUCCAUGAACUAGAAGCACUUGGUGUUGUGCAAAAGUUGCAGAAUGAAUGGAUUCGUGUGAGUGCUGUUGACAGCAUUGAAUUGUCUCGAACUCAAAGCAGUUUCGGUCUUCGUGAUCAUCCCACAGUCGCUAUCUUGACUUGUUUGUUUGCUGAAAAACAGAGCAUUGAUGCGAUCAUUGAUAAUAGUACGACCGUUCAUCGUUAUCGAUCUGGUGGUGACUCUAAUAUUUACACCCUUGGAUGGAUCGGAAAACAUCGAGUUGUUGCGACGAAAUUGGCUGUUAUUGGUGAUAGUCGUGAAGCAACAACAUCUGCGGGCUCUAUCACUACUCGUCUUCUUGGUAACUUUCAACAUGUUGAGCAUGUAUUUAUUGUUGGUGUUGGUGGAGGUGUUGCUCAUUACACGGAUGCUACACGGCACGUACGUCUUGGUGACGUCGUUGUCAGUGGUCCGGAUCCGAAUUCUUAUGUGUUUGCUCAUGCCUACACUGUUGAUAGAGCGACAGAGCAUGUGAAUGGCUUCUUAGUUCGAAAUUGGAAUCCUCAAGAUGCAAUCAUUACUCAUAUCGCUAAAAAUAUGGACGACAAAAUGAUGGCAGAAUGGAAUUCGAUAACGAAAACAACCAUUGAUCAUUUGGAUGCUGCCAAUGGCGACAUGAGUUUUUCAAGACCACCACCUCAAGCAGAUCUAUUAGCUGUACCAGUAGGUGGUGGGCAGGUAGUUGUCAUUCCACAUCCGAAUUCAGAAAGAGUUAACGCAGUAGUUCAUGUUGGUUCCAUUGGGGCAAUGGUUUCGUAUAGAAAGCAGACAUUUGCUAAUGAAGAACAGGUUGGUGAAGAUACAAGUGGUGCUACAGCUCAAUUUCGUGACAAAUUUGCCGCAAAUCAUAAUUUGCGUGCGAUUGAUGCUGGCUUCGAUUCCGUUAUUGCUGCGAUAAAUGGCUCACGAAUUGAUAGUUGGGCACUAAUCCGUGGUAUUGCUGAUUAUCAACAUGGACAAAGCCGCGCUAGUCGUAUGUGGCAGGGUUACAGUAGUGUCCGUGCUGCUGCGCUCACCAGAACACUGAUCCUUCGUUUACCUCUUUCCAACGCAAACAAUUAA